This is a messenger RNA of Postia placenta MAD-698-R-SB12, 1937 nucleotides long. RefSeq lists its product as hypothetical. Gene Ontology annotation, molecular function: mRNA binding. Lineage: Eukaryota; Fungi; Basidiomycota; Agaricomycetes; Polyporales; Adustoporiaceae. The record is from RefSeq and is a predicted model, not a curated record. The transcript has 7 exons. Gene Ontology annotation, cellular component: cytosol. The coding region runs from base 39 to 1691 and encodes 550 amino acids.
CCACACCAUCUCAGACCUCUUGCACACGCAUCCUCGCUAUGGCCAAGUCAACAGAGAAGAAGGCAGAGAAGAAGGGUGCAAAGAAGGCUGCGGCAACCGCAAAGCCUGCUGCACCGAAACCCAACGCAAAACCCAUCUCUUCUAAGGAGAUCAUAGCGAAGGCCAACGCAAAGGCAAAGGGGAAGCCAUCAAAAAAGAAGGAGAGCAGCAGUGAGGAGUCGUCAGAGUCCGAGGACGAAAAGCCUGCUCCUAAGGCAGCAGCCAAGAAGGACAACAAAAAGGCUGCGAAGCCUGCCUCGUCUUCGAGCGAAUCCAGCUCUGAGGAUGAGGCGCCUAAAACCCCUGCCAAAGCAGCGAAUGGCAAGGCUAAGGCUGAUCCCUCAAGCGACUCAUCCUCUGAAGAUGAGGACGAGGUGCCGAAGCCUGCAAAGGCUCCUGCCUCAAGCGAGGAGUCUUCAGAAAGUGGAUCUGAUGACGAGAAGCCGAAGGCGGCACAAGUUAAGGCUACCCCCAAAAAAGCGUCGUCGUCCAGCGAUAGCGACAGUGGCUCCGAGGACGAAGCACCUACGAAGGCUGCUCCGGCCUCCGCUAAAAAGCCUGCCGCCGCGGCGGCAAAAGCUGCAUCAUCUGGCUCGGAAUCCAGCAGCGAUGAAGAUGAAGCCCCCAAGAAAACUGCUUCCUCCGCGAAGAAGGCGACACCGGCCAAGGCUGCCGUUGCCAAGAACCAGGAGUCCAGCGAUGAGGAUUCCGAUGAAGAGAGCUCCGGGGAUGAAGAUGCUGAGAUAGCUGAGACAGGGGCGAAGACCAACGCGACUUACUUCAGUCAUCUAGGCAAGCGCAAGGCCGAUGAUGAUGAUGCGGCCCCUGCCAAGAAGGUCAAGCUGGUCGACGGCGGCGCUGCCGCGUCUGGCGAAUCUGGCAAGACCAUUUUCGUCGGCAGGUUAUCGUGGAACGUCGACAACGACUGGCUCGCUCAGGAGUUCGCCGAGUGCGGCGAGGUUGUCUCUGCGCGUGUGCAGAUGGAUCGGAACACGGGCAAGUCGCGCGGUUUCGCGCACGUCACCUUCGCCACCGCUGAGGCGGUCACGGCGGCUCUUGCCCUGAACGGCAAGGAGAUCGAUGGUCGCCCCGUCAACAUCGACAAGAGCGUUGAGAAGGACCCGGACACCGCGCGCCAAAAUCGCGCGAAGACAUUCGGGGACUCGCAGAGCCCGCCGUCCGCAAGCAUCUUCGUUGGGAACCUCAGUUUCGCCGCUACAGAAGAUGAGCUGUGGGAGAAAUUCAGCGAGUUCGGCGACGUCAAGGGUGUGCGGAUCCCAACCGACCGUGACACUGGCAGGCCGAAGGGCUUCGCAUACGUCGAGUUCACGGAUGUCGAAGCUUCAAAGAAGGCAGUUGAGGGUCUAGCUGGCGCUGAGAUUGGCGGGCGUGCGAUCAGGCUCGACUUCUCCCAGCCGCGCGACUCGAGCUUUGGCGGGCGCGAUUCGGGCUUUGGCGGUCGCGGUGGCCGUGGCGGAGGUGACCGUGGUGGUCGUGGCCGUGGCGGUGGACGAGGACGAGGCGGUGACCGCGGUGACCGCGGUCGUGGUGGCCGUGGAGGUGGACGAGGUGGCCGUGGAGCCCCCCGGGGUGGUGGUGCGCGCUUUGGUGCCAUUGCUGCUCCCGAGGGCAGGAAGACCACAUUCGACUGAUUGUCAGAGAGGUACCUUGUGUUUCUCUUUCACUUGACCUGGCCCUUCUUUCAUGAUGUUUUAUGGAUUAUGAUAUAUGCCUUGUCUGCACGUUGAUUGUUUCGCAUAAUUUUGCUUGAGCAUCAUUUCUGACGCAUCCAUGGACGUCCACUGUGAGGAUCCUUUGGCUCGCAGCUGUGACUAUGAAAAAUUCCCUUUGAUGAAGUCGUGCAAACGCAAUGCAGCUGUGUCAAGAUUGAACGGGUC